GACCGGAAACUGUGGCGCUGGCACCUAGCUCGGUGCUUUAACGAGCCCUCCAGGUGCGCCGAGGCACGAAGAGCAACGAAUGGAGGAGAGGAUUGGGGAAAGAAGGGCCUCUCCUUUAAGACGGAGCGGACGCCCCCCACCGCCCCUUCCCGGGCCUCCUAACAGCCUGCAGCGGCCGGCGGCUCUCAGGUGCGGCUGCGAGGAGGCCGGAGUGAGGGAGCCCGAGACGCCCAGCGCGCAGGGCCGGUGAGGCGGAGGCGGGCUGGCGAGCGGGUCCGGCGCCAGGGGAAGUACAGCCGGGACCGCAACGGCGCCGACGGGGCCCCCGGGCGCAGCGGGCCGGCGCCCAGCACCUUUCCAGCCCGGGCAACCUCAGCGUCCCCCCCACUCCCACCCCACCCCGCACCGCUGGCCCCGGGCUGCGGGGUUGGACGGCUGCGCCCGCCAGGGGCUCGGAAUCCGGGGCGGCCGGCCGGGAUGCGGGCGGGAGCGGGGAACCGGGCCUCGCCUCACGGCGGGCGCCCCUUCCUCACAGCCGCCGGGACCCCGGCGCCCGCGCCCAGAGUCAUGAACCGCAGCAGCAUGAGCAGCGCGGCCGAAAAGGCGCCCACAGCCAUGCUCUGGGGCUGUGAGCUAAACCAGGAGAAGCGGACCUGGACCGUCAAACCCCAGAAGGAAGGGAAGCAGGACUGUAAGCUGUUGCUCAGUACGAUUUGCUUGGGGGAGAAAGCCAAAGAAGAGAUGAACCUCGUGGAAAUCCUGCCCCCAGCCAGCCAGGAAGACAAGAAGGCCAAGCCCAUCACCAUCGCCUCUCUUCAGGCCUCGGUGCUCCCCAUGGUCAUGAUGGGAUUGGAGCUUUCUCCUCCAGUCACUUUCCAGCUCCGGGCUGGCUCUGGACCCGUGUUCCUCAGUGGCCAGGAAUGUUAUGACACUUCAGACCUGUCCUGGGAGGAGGAGGAGGAGGAGGAGGAGGACCUGGAGGAGGAGGAAGAGGAGGAAGAUGACAGCGAUGAUGAUGAUGACGAUGAUGAUGAUGUUGAUGUAGAUGUGUCCCUAGAGGAGGAGACCCCUCUUAAACAAGUCAAGAGGCUAGCAUCCCAGAAGCAGACAGGUGUUGCCAAGGUGAGGGAAGGGACACCCCCCCACACAGCCUCCUCAGAAACCUGGGCCAGGCCUCCCGAGUUGAGUGUGAGUGUACAGAGGCCUGGGGUCCUGCCAGGUGCCCAGCAGGAGUCUGCUGGCCCUGGACCCUGCCCUAACUGUCCCCAUGCUGCUUGUGUUUGCUUCCCAGAAAAAAAAGGUGGAAAAAGAAGAGGAGGCAGUGAGGUAACUCUUUCCAUCUGUUAACGUGGCCAAAAUCUUACAGCUGAAGCCUAUAGGGUUAGAAAGGGUCUGGCGUGUGUGCAUGUUUGUGACCACACAGAUGUGCUGUCUCUGAUGGCCGGCACAGCCUUUUUUGGAAGGCAUCAAAGUAUUCUUAUCUUCUGACCUAAUUCCACUCAUGGUAACCCCUUCCCAAGGACCCCAUCCAAAAUACAGGUAAAAUCAUAUGCACUAAGAAACUGAUCCCUGCAUUACUCAAGUAAUAAUGAAAAAUGGAAGCAUUCUAAGUGUCUACCAAUAUAGUAGAUUAAGCUGGGUCACAUUUUCCCAGUAGAAUGUGACAUAAUGCCUAUGAAGAAUAUAGCAUCCUGGAAAGUGUUUACAGAAUUUAAAAAGAACAGGAUCUUAAAUCAUUUUCAUGUUAUUUCACAUGUUUUUAGAAGAAAAAGCAAAAAGUCCUGCAAGGAAACACAUCAAAAUGUUAAUACCGGUGGGAGGUAAAGAAACAAGUGAUUUCUAUUUGCUAUAUUUUGUGUAAUGUAGUUAAAUAUUACUUUUAUAAUGAAAGAGACCUAUUUGUGAUAAAUAAAAGAAAGCAGGUGGAAGUCUAACAAGAAAACACCUCUUGUUAAAAUAAGAGAGAGUCAGAAUGGUCCCAGCAGGUGACAGGGUGGAGAGGUGAAUUCUGCAGCCUCCCAGCUCUCCAUAUCACAGCCCCUGACUUUCCUGGAAGUGGCCAGGGCCCUGCAUUGCAGUGUAGGCAUUAGGAGGUCCUGGGCUACUGGUGUCCUGCUGAGCUCUCUCUCUUUCUCACCCUCAUCCCUUCUCCUGGCCUCCCCACCCUAUUCCAGACCCAGCCUUAAAGACAAGAGUCCUGUGAAAAAGGUGAGUACCAGGAGAAGGGGCUGGUCCUCCUGGGGGCAGAGGGAGGGAGUGGAACUCUGGUGCCCUCCCUUCUCUCCAUAGGCCAAACCCACACUCAAACCUAAAAAGCCAGGAUCCAAGAAAUGAGGAGCCAGGAGUGGCCUGGCUGCAGUGACGGAGAGAGAGCCAGCUAGAACACCAUACAGAGUGGCCUUCCUGCGGGUGUGCUGCAACACCAUGUUCCCCCCACCCAGCCUCUCUCCCUCUGAGUCUGAAUGUGACGGAGCUGUUGGGGGCAACACAAGGGGCCCACACUCCAACUAUCAAGUUUCGGCAGGACCUGGAGGGAAGAGCCCUGACCUCAGAGCCCCAAUAAAGUUUGCUUUGCUGGGACCUUGUUUCUGCCAUCUGUUCCAGAGGGCCUGUCCUUAUUGCUGGCUGCAGUGAGCCCGUGUGCCCAGCAGAGGGAGGCCAUGUGCCAGCACACCCCUACCUGGUGGCUGGCCCGCCACCUGG
Messenger RNA from Prionailurus viverrinus (fishing cat), 2703 nucleotides. RefSeq names its product nucleophosmin/nucleoplasmin 2 (gene NPM2). Gene Ontology annotation, biological process: chromatin remodeling; positive regulation of DNA replication. Gene Ontology annotation, molecular function: chromatin binding; histone binding; RNA binding. The record is from RefSeq and is a predicted model, not a curated record. The transcript has 5 exons. Gene Ontology annotation, cellular component: nucleoplasm; cytoplasm; nucleolus. Lineage: Eukaryota; Metazoa; Chordata; Mammalia; Carnivora; Felidae. The coding region runs from base 478 to 1347 and encodes 289 amino acids.